Molecule: messenger RNA, 1536 nt
Organism: Sungouiella intermedia
Lineage: Eukaryota; Fungi; Ascomycota; Pichiomycetes; Serinales; Metschnikowiaceae
Source: the annotation of a GenBank genome assembly
AUGGCACGACCUCCGCCAAAUCCGAUGAUCACGCUGUCACCAAACAAAGUGCUCAGUUCACCUCCUUGGUACAAACGUCCCGCCGCCGAUUCCGACACCGAGGAUCAUCACAAUGAGCCUGAAUUCGACUUUCUAGCUGGAGCUUCCACCCCACUACAUGUGAACUACAACAAGUCCAUCAUGUUUGUCUCGCCCAUGAAGAGACUCGACAAACUACAUCUUAGUCCAAGCUACCGAGAUCUGGCGCUGUCGAUGUGUUUGAGACGGACCACUGAUGAAGAUGACGCAGGUAUCAACCAUCAAGAUCAAGAAGAACAAGAAGAUGAGGAAGAUGAAGAUGACUAUGGAGCAGGCGACCAAACAUUACACUCCGAAUCAGACGAUGAUGAUGACUCAGAUGAUGCUGAUCCGGAAGCUGAUUACGCAGAUGCGGACGAUGAAAACGCCUCAUUUGGUGCUCUAGAUGUGCCUCCAUCCUAUAUCCCUCAGCGCAAGAGAAGACACACAGAUUCGCCUCUGGAUAUGGAAAUCACACCGAUGGCCACAAACCACACCAUUCCUCAUGGAUCUUCUGGAAAGAUGACAGGGAUCCUAGGUAAUGAGACAUGUGACUCGAUCCUGAAGAUCAGUUUCUCAGCCUCGGACUCCACCCCGUGUCCAUCGCAUCCCCGCAAAAGACUCAGAUUCAAGAAGUCCGACUCAGAAGAAUUGACGCCGUCACAGUCGUCGAAAAUCAAGAGACCCCUCUUGGACUUCUCUUCCUCUCGCAAACUUUCUGCGAAUGGGGUUCCACUAAUACAUAAGCUCAACGACGCCCAAGACGACCCGGAAGAGUCUGCAAGGUCGCUGUCGGGCUUUUCAACUACGGCUAUGAAUGUCAACUCCACGCCCAUCAGCCAAUCAACGCCAGCAAACUCGCGUGCUCCAUCUCCGUGCAUUUCAUAUGAAGCAAAUGAAGACAAUGUAAAUGACUUCAAGUUUGUCAAGCCAUCGUCCAAUUUCUCAUACCGCACUCCGCAGGCGCGACCUUCAGCAACAUACGAGGCUUCCCAAAGACUUAUUAACCAAUAUGUGGCUGAUGACUACUCUCAACUGCCAGGUAGAUACGAGAUAGUAGGUGAGUUUCGUGCUUCGGCAGCAGGAAUGAUGGAGGAAGUGGACGACUUGCAUGUUGGCGACAAGCGAAUCAACGACCCUUACGCUAUGUCCUCGCCAUCAACGCAAGGUGAUGACGAUCGUUUGGAUCUCCGUCACAAAUAUAUGGUUUCGGACAAGCUACCUUUGCUACAGCAUUUUAAGCAGGACUUGACCAAACAGGAAAUGUUGGCAUAUAUCAAUGACAACAAAUCAGUUUCUGCAUUUUACGAUUACAUUUUUAUGAAUGAACCAAAGGACGAUGGACUCGUCUUUUUGAAGAAGGAACGGCUCAGGUGGCAUCCUGACAAGUGGGUGGCGAAGUACGACGGAUCGAUCUUUGAUAAAGACAUAGUUGACAGUCUUAGUCAAGUGAUCAAUUCCAUCAUUGAAAGAUUUUAA